Messenger RNA from Lobosporangium transversale, 5017 nucleotides. RefSeq names its product ABC transporter type 1, transmembrane domain-containing protein. Gene Ontology annotation, cellular component: membrane. The coding region runs from base 249 to 4919 and encodes 1556 amino acids. The record is from RefSeq and is a predicted model, not a curated record. Gene Ontology annotation, biological process: transmembrane transport. Lineage: Eukaryota; Fungi; Mortierellomycota; Mortierellomycetes; Mortierellales; Mortierellaceae. The transcript is spliced from 8 exons. Gene Ontology annotation, molecular function: ATP hydrolysis activity; ABC-type transporter activity; ATP binding.
CUCUACAGUUCGAUCCAAUUCUCGCCUCUUCUGUGUCUAAACCAUAUUAUUUGGCUUCACAAGGAUCCCGAGAUUUGUUUUUAAUAUACCCUCUGCUCCUCUCACAUUCAUAUUUUCUCAAGUUCACACUCAUUCACCAGUCAACUCAUUUGAUCAAAUCAUAUCACUUUUUCAUACAUUCAUCAAUAUACCCUCAUACAUUUUAAAGCGUAGUUGUCACUCUUCCACAUAUUUUCUGUCUAGACAAUAUGGGCGCUGAGGCCUUCUGUCAUGACCAAGAGGGAUGGGGUCCGACGAGCAGUCUUCGACCAAGUUUGACACCAUGUGUCGAAAAUACCAUCCUCUUGACAUUGCCUUCACUGAUCUUGUUGAUCGCAAUGGUCCACACUACUUUCAACAUGUGGCGAUAUGGAAAACCUCAUAAUCUGGGCCGGACCAAUCUGAUCUACUGGCCAACCCAGUUUUUCAUGUUGGCAAGUAUUGUAGCCUUGAUUGCUAGGGCAGUCUUGCUUAAGCAAAUGGACUAUGCACCCGCUACGAUGUUGAGCACCAUCUCUCUUAUUGUUGCCUGGGCAUCUGCAAUCCCCUUGAACUACUUUCAACAUCAACAAGGCGUCCGCUCCAGUGACCUGAUAUUCGCACUCUAUUUCUUCUCGAUUGUUGCUUCAGCUAUUAACAUCCGCACUAUGUCCUUGAUCGGUCAGACACAUGAGGACCAAUUUGUAGCUUUUGUCACCUUCUUUGGCCUUAAUAUCCUCGGAUUUAUCAUCGAGGCUUUCCCUCGUGGACGGACGCAGGUUCAAAAGAAGAGUCAAGUUGGCCGAUUUGAGAAAGCUAACUUGGCCUCUCGUAUUUCAUUCAAUUUUCUUCAACCGAUUAUUUCCAAGGGUUACAAGGUUCCAUUGACAGCUCAGGAUAUCGAUGGGAUGGCUCCUGAGAAGCUCAAGACCGAGCAGAGUUAUCAGAGGCUGAACACUCGUUGGGAAAAAGAUGUAGCCAAAGCUGUGGCAAAAGGAGAGAAGCCUGACUUGUUUUGGACCAUCUUGAGAUCGAACCUUCGAAGCUGGGGUCCUGUGAUGUUUUUCCGUAUUGUUGCCUCCACAUUCACAUAUGUGUCACCAACCUUGAUGGAUGAACUCUUGGGAUUCAUUGGAUCGUAUGCGACAGAAACACCCAAGCCUGUCAGCUUGGGUAUUAUCCUAGCCUUUGGAAUGUUUUUUGCGACGUUGUGUAACUCAUUCUUCAUGGCUCAAUACUUCCAAACGUCCAUGAACAUUGGUAUCGAGGCCAGGACAGCAUUGAUCUCAAUGAUCUACCGUAAAUCUCUCAGGCUAUCCAGUGCUGCGAAACAGAAAUCAACCGCUGGUGAGAUCAACAACCAUAUGUCGGUCGAUGCAGAAAGAUGGGCAGAUGCUACUAGCUUCAUGCCCAUGUAUAUUUCUAUCCCUUAUGAGCUUGCGAUCGCUCUUUGGCUUUUGUAUCGACAAAUUGGAUGGAGUGUGUUUGUAGGAUUUGGUUCCAUCAUUGCUAUGAUACCUGUUCAAGGUCUAGUGGCCAAGGUCUUUACUGCCGCAAAGUCUGGAAAGCUCAAGGCCAUGGAUGAGCGUGUCCGUCUCAUGAAUGAAGUUCUAUCGGGUAUCAAGAUCAUCAAACUCUAUGGUUGGGAAAACUCCUUCAUUGAGCGCGUCCGCACUUUCAGGAAUCGUGAGAUAUCAAUGCUUCGACGGAUUGGCACUGUCUUCUCAUUCAUGUCCAUCAUGUUUUCUGCCAUGCCUUUAAUCGUUUCUUUGGUGUCGUUUGCGGUCUAUGCAUCUGUGGGUGGACCCAAUUUCACCCCUGGAGAAAUCAGUCCUCAAAAGAUUUUUGUCUCGAUUUCAUUGUUCGCCUUGUUGAACCGUCCUAUUGGAAUGUUGUCUCAUAUCAUUGCUUUUACCAUCAAUGUCAAAGUGGCUACGACUCGUAUCCAGAAAUUCCUCUUGGCAGAAGAAAUCGGCCCAUCUGCUACAGAAUCCAUCAAGACCUUACCAGAGGAUCCUUCUGAACCUUUGAUCCAAAUUAAGGAUGCAGUCUUUGCUUGGGAACCUGAGGGCCCUGAAAUCGAGACUGAAAAGGAGAAGAAGAAACGAGAGAAAGAAGAAGCCAAGAAGCAGAAACAAGCUGAAAAGGAGGCUCGCAAGGCUGGUAAACCCAUUCCUGAAAAACCUGUACCUGUCGAGAAGGAUUACGGUCCAACUUUGACCAACAUCAACUUGACAAUCUCUCGUGGAGACUUGACUGCAGUCGUUGGAAGAGUUGGACAAGGAAAGACUUCGUUGUUGAACGCGAUCAUUGGCGACAUGUAUAAACGUCAAGGAAGUGUUAAAGUGUACGGACGCUUAGCUUAUGUAGCGCAGUCUGCUUGGAUUAUUAACGCGAGUUUGCGAGAGAACAUUAUCUUUGGAAACACGUUUGAUCAGGAACGAUACGAUCAUAUCUUGAUGGCUUCAGGACUUUUACCCGAUAUUGCUAUGCUUCCUGCCGGUGACAUGACUGAAAUUGGAGAACGUGGUAUCAAUCUGUCAGGAGGCCAAAAACAACGUGUUUCAUUGGCUCGUGCUGCUUAUGAAAAUGCAGAUGUCUAUCUGUUGGAUGAUCCUCUCAGUGCAGUCGACGCCCAUGUAGACAAUCAUCUUUGGCAGCAUUUGCUCGGACCUCAGGGAUUGCUCAAGGAUAAGACUCGAGUCUUGGUGACGCAUGCGAUCCAUCAUCUCGAACAAGCAGAUCAAAUUGUGGUGAUCAAAGGUGGCGAGAUCACUGAGGUUGGAAAAUAUGAUACAUUGAUGGAAGCAAGGCAAUCGUUUUAUCAGUUAAUUACGGAUUACUCUGUGAAUCAAGGCAAGAAGCGUAAGGAGAAGAAGGAUAGCAGUAACGAAAACGACGAUGAAAGUGACACAGAUGCGGCUUCAGAAGACGGAACCGAUAAAGAUGCCACAACGGUGGCAGCCAAAAAGGACGACAAGGCUGAGUUGAUUGCGGACGAAAAGAUGGUUAUGGGAAGCGUCUCCUGGGGGGUUUACAAGAUCUAUGCUAAAGCCGCUUCUUACAAAUUUGCAUUGCUUGUUACAAUUCUCUUCAUUGUCGGCCAGGCUUUGCAGAUUGGAACCAACGUAUGGCUUAAGCAUUGGACAUCGGUUGCAAGAGAGAGUAACCGCCCAGUUGGUGAAUUCUUGGGGGUUUAUGCAGCACUGGUGUUUGCAGUCAUGGUGAUGAACGUCGGUGCCACCUAUACGGCCAUGGUCAAGGCAGCCAUCCGAGCCUCCACCCGCCUUCAUGAGAAUCUAUUGACACGGCUGCUACGUUUACCCAUGUCCUUUUUUGAUACAACUCCUUUAGGUCGUGUUGUGAACCGAUUCUCGAGUGAUAUCUUCUCAGUGGACGAAUUGACUCCUUGGAACUUUAUCAAUGUCUUCAUGUGCGGAACCUCAGUGUUGGGUACUAUUGUGGUUAUUGCCAUCACUACGCCUGUCUUCUUGGCCGUCGUCCCUCCCUUGUUUAUUGUCUAUCUUCUCGUUCAGACUUAUUUCAUCCAUACCAGUCGUACUCUCAAACGUAUCGAAUCCGUCUCAAAAUCACCCAUCUAUCAACAUUUCAGUGAAACCUUGGCGGGUGUGACCACCAUCCGUGCUCUAGCAGCGAAUGAACGUUUCAUCCAUGAUAAUGCUGCCAAGGCCGAUACUGCCGCCAAUGCUUAUUUCUCUUGGGUUGUCACCAACCGCUGGUUGCAGAUUCGUCUCGAAGCUCUAGGUUCAGUCGUCGUGUUGGCUGCAGCUUUGUUUGCGGUCUUGAGUCGAAACUCGCUCAGCUCUGCCAACGUCGGUCUUGCAUUGUCGUAUGCUUUGUCAGUCACUCAGGAUAUUACUUGGCUUGUCCGUUCGUACUGCGAUCUUCAAAAUCAACUGGUUGCUGUUGAGCGUGUAGAUGAAUACGCCAACAAGAACCCAGAGGCACCUGCAGAGACAGAUGUUGUGUUGCCGGAAAACUGGCCCAAUGAGGGUCGUGUUGAAUUCAGGAACUACUCGACACGUUACCGCGAGGGUUUGGAUUUGGUGAUCAAGAACAUUUCCUUUACAGUUGAACCUGCUCAGAAGAUUGGCAUUGUUGGCCGUACAGGUGCUGGUAAAUCUUCGUUGACGUUAGCUCUCUUCCGUAUCAUUGAAGCUGCCAACAGCCACUGGGCUAAAGCUAGUCAUAAUGGCGCUGAUCUGGAUGCGGACUUAAGCAAGAAGGAUAUCACCAACGAGAAGGCUGUGGAUACCUCGGAUGUAGAGAAGAUCACUGAUUUAGAGCAAGUCCAGGUCGAGGAAGAUGGUGGAUCUAUCUGGAUUGAUGGUGUUGACAUCUCAACAGUUGGUUUGAAUUAUCUUCGUCAGCACUUAGCCAUCAUUCCUCAGGACCCAACCUUGUUUGUUGGAACUGUCCGUGAAAAUUUGGAUCCAUUUGAGGAAUUGCAGGAUGCAGAUCUUUGGGAGGCAUUGGAGCGCGCUCAUUUGAAGGAACACAUCUCUUCCUUAGCAGGCGGACUAUCUUUUAAGGUCUCCCAAAAUGGUGAUAACUUCUCAGUCGGUCAAAGAUCUCUUAUUUGUCUGGCCCGUGCGUUACUUCGUAAGACAAAGAUUCUGAUCUUGGACGAGGCCACGGCCGCUGUGGAUGUCGAGACCGACGAACUGAUCCAGCGCACAAUUCGAAAGGAAUUCAAAGACCGUACCAUUCUUACUAUCGCUCAUCGUAUCAAGACUGUCAUGGACUCGGACAAGAUCUUAGUUCUUGAAAAGGGUCGUGUUGAAGAAUUUGAGUCACCUACAGUCCUACUUCAACGUCCCGAUUCGUUGUUUUACAGUCUUGCUAAACAGGCUGGAGAGAUCAAGGACACCGAUGACUAAAAAAAAAAAAAUUGACAUUUAUCAUUUGCACGCUUUGCACAUUAUCCAAUACCAUCUAUUUGCUUUUUUUAAAACACCUAAUCAAAAAUACAUUUUUU